AUGGAAUUAACACGAACAGAAUUCGAACAAAUGUUAGAAACGACAUGUCAGUCAGUAUUACAGUAUUUAUUUGACAGAAAAUCCAGUCUACAUCAAAGUAGAAUCACAUCUAAAGAACAACAAGGCAACAGUGAAUUAACAAUACCAAAGCAACCGACAAAUCAAUCUUUACAGGAAUUAUUAGACGGAAUAAUGGCUGCUGCUGAAUCCGGUACAAAUCCUCGUCAUCCCGGUUACAUGCAGUAUAUGCCAACCGGAGGUUUAUUACAUUCGGUGUUAUCUGAUAUUGUUAGUAAAUGUUUGAAUAAAUAUACAGGAUUUUAUUUCGCAGCACCUGGUCUAGUUGAUCUAGAAUGCAACGUCAUAAGAUGGCUGUGUGCAAUUUUUGGUAUGGAUUUGGAUUCCGGGGCGUUUGGAAUAUUAACAUCAGGUGGAACAGCGUCCAACUUAUCAGCUGUUUUGAUGGCUCGAAAUAAGCUUUUGCAACCAAA
Didymodactylos carnosus is the source of this 491-nucleotide messenger RNA. NCBI's taxonomy places the organism in Eukaryota, Metazoa, Rotifera, Eurotatoria, Philodinida, Philodinidae. The record is from the annotation of a GenBank genome assembly.